GCUAUUCAUUAAGAGUGCAUCUGGCUCGUAUGUGUAUAAUCAGCUGAAUAUACUAGAGAGUUCAGAAAACAAGGAAAUGACUACUCAAACAGGGGUGGUUUAUCUGCACAUAAAUCCCGACCAAGGCAUCACUGCACCAUAUACACUGGUUAAUGUGGAUGAACGUGGAAACGUUAUCCAGCCUCUAACACAGAAUCCGUUUCGGCAAAAGACCAUCAACGUUGACUUUUUUAUGUGGGUACUGGCUAUAAUAGGAAGCAUUGUAGCAUGUCCUGUAGGCAUAUUCUCGUUAGCCUAUGCAUUUAUGUCCCAAAGUGAGGCUUUUUAUCCCAUGAGAAGAUACUACAGACUUACGGCCAUCCUUGGGGCGUCCUUCGCCAUAUUGUGUUUUGUAAUUACCCUUACAGUGACAUCGGUCAUGGCUGGGUUGUAUAGUAAACUGAGCUAGGUCUUUUUGUGGUAUUGUUUUAUUAUGGCAAUCUCUACCGAUUGUAGUUAAUAUAUGCAUAUUUUGUGAUCAUGAUCAGCAUUUGUGAAGUAUAAUAUAUUAAACCAACUUUUUUGUGAUGAAAAUUAUAAGUCACAAUUCUAGUAGUUCAAUUUUGAUUGAACUAAUUAAAUAAUAUAAUUGCCGUUUUCAAAGGUCAUGGAAAGCGAAGCCCAGGAUUAAAAUCAUUAUAAUGGAAAAUUUUGGAUUUGAAUCAUAGAAAAAUAAAAAAUAAAAAAAUUUAAAUGUAUUGUAUACAAUAAUAACUCAUAAGGGAGUCAUUUUCUGUAAGUAUCCGUUAAUAUUAGACAGUUACUAAUAAAUGACUUGUCUAACCAGACACCCUUAAUAAAGAACACAAGCCCAUGCUUGUAUAUGUAAAACCAUUUAUACAUUGUUCAGAAAUUAAACACAUGUAACAGUUCUUUGUUUUAGGUAUGACAGAACCUAGUAUUCGCCACAGAACAGGGCUCAUGCCCAAAACAUUUUCUGUGUCGUUGGAAACAGCAUCAAAAUUGUUGUACUCAUGUGAAUUUCUAAUAAUUCAACACAUUUGCAUAGUUUCUGUAAAACUGGCUCUGUUGAAGGUUAACAACAUUUUCUGAUAAAAUUUGAUGCUUAUGAAAAUAUCAGUUCUAAUGUUUUUCCAUAAUAUUGAUAUUAAUUUUUCGUAUAUGUUAAAUGUACACACAAGAAAAUGUACUAAGUUUACCUAUAAAGCUUAUUUGAAGAGAAGAAAUAUUAUGUACAAU
Saccostrea echinata is the source of this 1239-nucleotide messenger RNA. RefSeq lists its product as uncharacterized. The transcript has 4 exons. The record is from RefSeq and is a predicted model, not a curated record. Lineage: Eukaryota; Metazoa; Mollusca; Bivalvia; Ostreida; Ostreidae. The coding region runs from base 77 to 448 and encodes 123 amino acids.